AUGUCCUCGAUGUGGACAACUUUGACCUCUUCGAUAAGCUCAUUCACCAGUCAACUACCAAGAUCAACCGCUCGAGAAGAGCCCCGGCCGCUUCCUGCUAGUGGAUUUAAAACCAUUGAAGCCGACCGUCUGAUUGAGGAGGAGGAAAUACCGGAUUACCGAGCCGAUCGCUUCUAUCCCGUGCGCCUCGGCGAGGUGUUUCAAGAACGCUUCCAAAUCAUCGCGAAGGUCGGAUUUGGCAGUUCUUCUACGACUUGGCUUGCUCGAGAUCUAAGCUCUCACCAAGGACGUACCGGCAUCCGGAGACUACUGGAGUCAUUCAUAGCUACCGGCCCAGAUGGGGAGCACAUUGUCCUUGUCUUCCUGGCUGCACAGAUGAGCCUGCGUGAUAUGAAGGUGGUAUUUCGAAAGAGUGGACUAGAUGAAGAUCUAGUAAAGGAAGCUAUUAUUGAGCUUCUCAAGAUUUUGGAUUUUCUUCAUGCCGAUGGAGAGGUUGUUCAUACCGAUAUUCACCCUGGUAACCUGCUCCUUGGUGUCUACGAUAAUAACCUCUUUAAAAGGCUCGAUGACAGAGAGUUUGAGGUUCCUGUGCCCCGAAAGCCUGUUUCUCUUCUUCUCGGACAAUAUCUCUCUCGCGCCUAUCACGGCCUCGGGAAGGCAAGGAUUGGCCCCGGGCCUCAUGCCGGUGACAUCAUGCCCUUGGAGUAUCGAGCCCCUGAGACACUCCUUUGGACCUGGGAUCUUUUCCAGCCAAAAAGACUGUUCACAGCACGCGAUGAGGAUGGCGAUCUUUACGAUGCUGCCCACCUCGCCGAGAUGAUUGCUACAUUGGGACCGCCGCUGCCUGAGUUCCUGGCGAAGAACCCAGAGAAGAGGGCUGACUAUUGGGAUGAAAGCGUCAAACCCCAAUUGGUAAACUGCUGGCUUGAUCAAUCAUCCUACCUGGCCCGUCGCGGGUUUCACGCGUCCCCGCGCAGGUUAAACUCAAUCCUCGAACCGCGUCUGGAGGACCAUGGCAAGGUCAUUCACGACGAGUACUCGGUGAUCCGAGACCACUAUAUCGCCCCCAAACACCCAGUCGUUCUCGCCCAUGGUCUCCUUGGGUUUGACGAGUUGCGCCUCGCGGGUCCAUACCUGCCCGGUGUUCAGUACUGGCGUGGGAUCAAGGAAGCACUAUCAGCGCAAGGAAUUGAAGUGAUCACGGCCACGGUACCGCCGUCGGGAUCCAUUGAGGCACGCGCCGAGGAAUUGGCCCGAGAUAUCGAAGUCGGCGCGCGGGGGAAGGAUGUCAAUAUCAUUGCUCACAGCAUGGGUGGCCUGGAUUCACGGUACAUGAUUAGCCAUAUUCGACCAUCAAAGUUCAAAGUGUUGUCGCUGACCACCAUUGCGACUCCGCACCGAGGUCUGGAUCGGCCGUGGCGGACUAUUUCUUUGAACAGAUCGGAGGUUUGUGAAUGCAUCUACCUUCGCAUUCCCUCCCAAAUGGAAGCUCACUCGACAUGUCUUGCAGCGGACCGCCUCCCACAGAUAUACUAUACCCUUGAACGAUUGAAUGUUGAGACCGGCGCCUUUGCUCAGCUGACCCGAAAGUACAUGGCCGAGACGUUCAACCCUAGUACCCCGGAUGUGGAUGACGUACGGUACUUCUCGUACGGCGCAUCCGUGCAGCCUAGUAUCUGGUCUGUCUUCCGACUAUCGCAUCGGGUCCUCGCCGAGGCUGAAGGGCCCAACGAUGGCCUGGUUAGCGUGGCCAGCAGCCGCUGGGGAGGCGAUUCCGGAUACAAAGGGACCCUGGUAGGCGUGAGCCACCUCGACCUGAUCAAUUGGAGCAACCGGCUGAAAUGGCUGGCGGGGGAAAUCACCGGCAACCGAAGAAAGUUCAACGCGGUCGCCUUUUAUUUGGCCAUUGCAGGUAUGUUCGGUAGACGUGGAUCGGACCUGGUCAACAGCUAA
Molecule: messenger RNA, 1953 nt
Organism: Penicillium alfredii
Lineage: Eukaryota; Fungi; Ascomycota; Eurotiomycetes; Eurotiales; Aspergillaceae
Product: triglyceride lipase
Exons: 11
Coding region: 1-1953 (650 amino acids)
Biological process (GO): protein phosphorylation; spliceosomal complex assembly; regulation of mRNA processing
Molecular function (GO): ATP binding; protein kinase activity
Source: RefSeq, a predicted model, not a curated record